UCUCUUUUCUUACUUGUCUUUUAUCAGUCAGCGAUAGAAGGACUGUCUCAAUAGUUUAGAAAAAGAAAAAAAGCUUUUUUUUGUAAACGCGAAUAUGUCAACCAACGCUCUUCAAGCAGUUGAAGUAUAUACUCAGGGCACAAAGGCUUGGUUUGAAGAUGACCGAGAAGCUUGGGUGUCUACUACUUGUGUCUCCAAUACUGUCUCAGGGGACAAUGUUCGUAUUGCAUUCUCAAGCGAUAAUGACGAAAGAGAAUAUGUGUUUGAAUCUACGUUGGCAGAAAUAACAAAAAAUGGUGGAUCUACACUUCCUCCCCUUCGUAACCCACCCAAGAUGGAAUAUACAGAUGAUUUGACCAACCUGAGUUAUUUGAAUGAGCCUGCAGUACUCAACACAAUUCGUACACGUUAUAUGCAACGAUUGAUCUAUACUUACUCUGGUAUUGUGCUGAUUGCUGUCAAUCCUUUUGACCGUGUUGCUCUGUAUGAACCAGACAUUGUUCAACAAUAUUCAGGCAGAAGAAGAGGUGAACUUGAGCCUCACUUGUUUGCUAUUGCUGAAGAUGCCUAUCGUUGUAUGAUUCGUGAACAAACAAACCAAACGAUUGUUGUCUCUGGUGAAAGUGGUGCUGGUAAAACAGUGAGUGCUAAAUAUAUCAUGCGUUAUUUUGCUACUGCAGACGAUCAAGAAUCCAUGGACAAAAAGUCGAAAUCAGGCGGGGGCAUGACAGAAGUAGAAGAACAAAUUCUGGCCACCAAUCCUAUCAUGGAAGCAUUCGGUAAUGCAAAAACAACCAGAAACGAUAACUCGUCAAGAUUUGGUAAAUACAUUGAAAUCCAGUUUGACGAUGCAGCCAAUAUUGUGGGAGCAAAAAUCAGAACUUAUUUACUGGAGCGAUCUCGUUUAAUCUAUCAACCAGAGACAGAAAGAAACUAUCAUAUUUUCUAUCAACUUUGUGCAGGUAUCCCUGUGUCUGAAAAGAAAGAGUUUGAACUAGGUGAAUACAAUCAAUUUCAUUAUUUAAAUCAAAGCGGAACGGGUGUGAUUCCGGGUGUAGACGAUGCUGCGGAAUUCGAAACAACACAGCGUGCUCUAUCCACAGUCGGUCUCUCUGUUCAGGUUCAAUGGAAGAUCUUUCGAUUACUGGCUGCCUUACUUCAUUUGGGUAAUAUCAAGAUUACUGGCCGUGGUGAUGCUAUGCUUUCAGAAGAAGACCCAGCCUUAUUAAUAGCCACACGUCUUUUGGGUAUCAAAACGGCUGAUUUUAGAAAAUGGAUCGUUCGUAAACAAAUUGUGACACGGUCCGAAAAGAUCGUUACCAAUCUCAGUCCUGCUCAGGCACAUGUUGUUAAGGAUUCAGUAGCCAAAUAUGUCUAUGCCAACCUAUUUGAAUGGUUGGUGGCCGUCACCAACGAAAGUCUGUCGUGCUCAGAUGCUAACAAAGUAGCCAACUUUAUUGGUGUGUUGGAUAUUUAUGGUUUUGAACAUUUUAAAAAGAACUCGUUUGAGCAGUUUUGUAUCAACUAUGCUAACGAAAAGCUUCAACAGCAAUUUAAUCAACAUGUAUUUAAACUGGAACAAGAAGAAUAUGUUCGUGAAAAGAUCAAUUGGACAUUUAUCGAAUUCAGUGAUAACCAAAAAUGUAUUGAACUGAUUGAAGCUAAGCUUGGUAUUCUGUCUCUUUUGGAUGAAGAAUCGCGUUUACCCUCUGGAUCAGAUCAAGGCUUUGUUCAGAAACUAUACACUAAUUUUGAUAAUCCCAAUUUCAAGAAUUAUUUUAAAAAGCCUCGUUUCUCUAACAGUGCAUUCACCAUUGCUCAUUAUGCUUUGGAUGUCCAAUAUGAAGCAGAAAGUUUCAUUGACAAAAACAAGGAUACUGUGCCUGAUGAACAUCUUUCUCUUUUACAAGGAUCCGAAUUUGACUUCUUGGUUGAAGUAUUAGACAGAGCUGCUGCUAAUAACCCUGCACCUACGGCCGAAAACAACAAACGCAUGAGUAUGGUAGCAAAGAAACCCACAUUGGGUUCUAUUUUCAAACUAUCAUUGAUCAAUUUGAUGGACACGAUUGGCGGUACCAAUGUCCAUUAUAUCCGUUGUAUUAAGCCCAACGAAGCCAAGAUUGCUUGGGAAUUUGAUCCUAGUAUGGUUCUUUCUCAAUUGCGAGCCUGUGGUGUGCUAGAAACCAUCCGUAUCAGUUGUGCAGGUUAUCCUUCUCGGUGGACAUUUGAAGAGUUUGCAGAUCGUUACUUUGCCCUUGUUUCAUCUAAAUAUUGGGAUCCUAAAGUCAAGCCUGACGUCAGGCAACUCUGUUCUGUUAUUUUAGAAGCCUCCAUCAAAGACGAAGACAAGUUCCAAGUGGGUGAAACCAAGAUCUUUUUCCGUGCAGGACAAUUAGCCUAUCUGGAAAAACUCCGUUCAGAUCGUUUCAAUGAAUGUGCCAUCAUGCUCCAAAAGAACAUGAAGCGCUUUAUUUAUCGUACAAGAUAUGUUCGCACCAAGGAACUAACGGUUCAGAUCCAAUGUGUUGCUCGUCGUAAAGCAGCUGUGGUUAAAAUGCAAGCACUUCGUGAAGAAAACGCUGCGAUUGUGAUUCAGAAGCAUUGGCGUCGAUACAAGGCACGUAAAGAAUUCCUUCAAAAGCAAGCCUUUCUUCUCAAGUUACAGACAGCCUGUCGAUCGCGUUUGGCGAGACGCAACCAUGUUGCUUUCCGUGAAAACAGUGCUGCUAUCGUGAUUCAGAAAUUGGUGCGUGGUUGGUUUGCACGCAAAAGCUACAAGGCACAACGUGAAUUUAUUAUCCAUAUUCAAUCUUGCAUUCGUCGAAAUAUGGCGCGUAAGCAAUUAUUUGGCUUGCGCACAGAAGCACGCUCUGUCAAUCACUUUAAAGAAGUAUCUUAUGCCCUUGAAAACAAAGUGGUUGAGCUCACUCAGACAUUGACUGCCAUUCGAGAAGAAAAAAAGAUGGCACAAGAUCGCUCUAUUCAACUAGAGGCACAGAUCAAGAACUGGAUGGACAAGUAUGAAAAGAUGGAGCGCCGUGCUAAACAUUUAGAUGAGCAAUUACAAGAACCUACUGUACCUCAGGAACAGCACGAUACUUUACAGGCCGAAUUCAACACAUUGUCAACAGAACACCGUACUACACUUGAGAAAGUCAAGACUCAAGAAAAAGAACUUACUUUGCUCAAGACACAACUCGAAACAGAAAGACAAGAGACAGCAUCUUUGCGCAAGAGUUUAGAAGAAGCAGACGAACGCAACAAGAAUGCUACCGAUGAAUCAGAAGUAGCAGAGCUUCGUAGUCAAUUAGCUGCAUUGAAAGCACAGCUUUCACAAGCACUGAAUACACCUCGUCGCCAAGGAUCCAAUCAUGGUUUACGUGCACUCUCACCCGCACCUGGGAUGCGUAACCUUUCACCUUCACCCAAUCGUGUAUUUGAUCAUGAGCGUCAUCGUAGUCGAUCACCUCAUGGUAUUUAUCCUACCUCUACUAAUAGCUCUGAAGCAACCAGUACCGCCACCACAGACACGCCUACACCACUUGCUUCAUCUGCUGCUCGUCGACCUCGUCGUAAUAGCUCAGGUGAUAUGGACAAUCAACGCAUCAAGAAUUCUCUCGAUACUAUCCGUCAUGCCGAAAACCUUAGCAGUAAUCCUAGACCCACCUCCAUUGACCAUUUUGGUGCUCUUAUGGGGGCCAAGACAGCUGGAGGCCUUGCAGGUGCGAUUGACGAAAGUCCCGAAGAUGAGAUUCAUACUCUUUUGCGUAAUGAAGAGUCAUUACAAGAAGAAAUCCUUCAUGGGCUUAUCAAGUCUGUCAAGAUGCCUUUGCCUACUCUACAAAACCCUCCUUCUCAAAAGGAAAUUCUGUUCCCUGCUCAUACCAUCAGUGUCUGCGUGAAUGAAAUGUGGCAUUUAGGUUAUAUUCAAGAAUCAGAGCGACUGUUGUUUAAUGUGAUGGAUACAAUUCAAAAGCAAUUCCUUAGUUUUACGGAUGAAGAUGCUGUUGUACCCUGUACUUUUUGGCUCACCAAUGUACAUGAAUUGCUUUCUUUGAUCUGUAUUGCCCAUGUAGAAUUCGAUCAAGAGCUCUAUCAAGAUAAGCGCAAAACUGUGGGUCGCCAUGACUUUAGCAAACUAAUGGAGACAAUCAAAUUUGAAAUGCAGUGUUUGGAAGACAAUAUUUACCAUGCUUGGAUGAAGGAAAUCAAGAAACACUUGAGCAAGAUGGUGAUUCCUGCCCUUGUGGAGGGUCAAUCGUUGCCUGGUUUUAUUACGAGUGACAAUGGUCGAUUCUUUAACAAACUCUUGAUUGGUUCUUCCCAACCUAGUUACUCUAUGGAUGACCUCUUGAACUUUUUAAACAAGGUUUGGCGUACAAUGAAGUGUUACUAUAUUGAACAAUCUGUGGCUACACAAGCCUUAACAGAGCUUCUUAAGCUGAUUGGUGUCACUUCAUUUAAUGAUCUCUUGAUGCGUAAAAACUUUUGUUCAUGGAAGCGUGCCAUGCAAAUCCAAUACAACAUUACACGUAUUGAAGAAUGGUGCAAGAGUCAUGAUAUUCCAGAAGGAGCAUUGCAACUAGAACACUUGAUGCAGACAACCAAAUUACUUCAGUUCAAAAAGGCCACUUUGGAAGACAUUGAGAAUAUUUAUGAUGUCUGUUGGAUCUUAUCACCCACUCAAAUUCAAAAGUUGAUUUCACAAUACUAUACAGCAGAUUAUGAGAACCCCAUUAAACCAGAGAUCCUGAAGGCUGUUGCUUCUCAUGUUGUCAGUGGAGAUAAGAGUGACGUGUUGUUAUUGGAUUCUGUGUCGAUUGAGAAUACUUCGAACCCAUUUGAAGUCCCUGUGCCAAGAGACACAAAACCUGAAAUUUAUCUACCAUCAUGGUUAAAUUUAAAACGCCUUCGUCGUUUAAUAAGUCUGAUUCAACAAAGUGGUUAUCAUGCCACGGCAUUAUCAACCACGUCAAAAGAAACCUAAUCAUACCACAUCAACACACUAUAUUGCGCGCGAAUAACAUGGUCUUUAUUUAGUUUUUAGUUUUUUUUUUCUCAUUGCUGAAUAAUGGAUUAUACACUCCAUGUACAACUCAAGGGAUUCAUUCUAAACAAGCACAAUGGUGUUUAUUAUUCUUAAAAUAGAUAGCAAUAGAGAUAUUUUAUUGGUUAUGCAUACUUUAUAUAAAGAGAGAAUCGUUAUCUCAGCCAUCUCCAGAAAUAGUUUUACGUUGUGAACACAAGAUGUGUCGUCUUGGCAGUUCAAAAAGAAGGCGCUCUAUUUUUUUUUUUU
This is a messenger RNA of Gilbertella persicaria, 5296 nucleotides long. Its product is annotated as P-loop containing nucleoside triphosphate hydrolase protein. Gene Ontology annotation, molecular function: actin filament binding; microfilament motor activity; ATP binding. NCBI's taxonomy places the organism in Eukaryota, Fungi, Mucoromycota, Mucoromycetes, Mucorales, Choanephoraceae. The transcript has 10 exons. The record is from RefSeq and is a predicted model, not a curated record. Gene Ontology annotation, cellular component: myosin complex; vesicle; actin cytoskeleton. Bases 95 to 4987 code for a protein of 1630 amino acids. Gene Ontology annotation, biological process: actin filament organization; vesicle transport along actin filament.